Messenger RNA from Cynoglossus semilaevis (tongue sole), 3093 nucleotides. Its product is annotated as moesin. Gene Ontology annotation, molecular function: actin binding. The record is from RefSeq and is a predicted model, not a curated record. Lineage: Eukaryota; Metazoa; Chordata; Actinopteri; Pleuronectiformes; Cynoglossidae. The transcript has 14 exons. Gene Ontology annotation, cellular component: cytoskeleton. Bases 874 to 2631 code for a protein of 585 amino acids.
CCAUAACCUUCUCAGAUAAAUGUGGGGACUUCUGAUUAAAGACCUCCAGCUCACCGUGACCGCCUGUCAUCACAGCUGUCUCUGGACACGGAGAAGACGCUAACAUGUGACAUCAGCUGCGUUCCUCUCUGACUGUAACAACUGUGUAACAACCACGCUGACCGUUAGCCUCUGUUUGUUCUUGGGUCGUGUCGUAGCUGUUUGCCUGACAAUGCUGUCUCUGUGUGUGUGUUUCCACAGCUCACAGUCUGGAAACACGAGACAUUCAUUUUUUUUUUUUUUGGAUUUAUUAUUAAUAAUAACCGCCAGGUUCUGAUACCUCGUUGCUCAACCGCUAAUGUGAUAAAAACGGACGAUGACUUGGCAAACGGCGUCUCCCCGAGACGUGACGCUGACGCAGGCGGACUGUGUUUGUGCAGCUCGUCUCUCGGUGGCUGCAGCCCCAAUCCAAGCAACGGCCCCUCAUUUAUGAUGCACUCGGGUCAUUAGGAGAGGUUAAUGAUUACACGAUUUCUAAAAACGUCCUGUUUUUGCUGAGAUCACCAUCAGAAGUCGUUCGACAAACGUUGGUGAUUUUGGACUGGAUUUAACUAAAGACGUAAACCGACUUCUCUGCUGAAGUCGGUUUAGUUUUGGAAAUGUUGACACACCAUUUAUAUAAUGACUAGUAAAUGUAUGUCAUAAGCUAAUUAUAUAUAAACAUAACAUUGUAAUGACAUCACGUCACAUGACCGUCCACUGUUCUUUCUCAACAACUUCCAUUUAUGUCCUUUACCACAGACGACACACUGACCAGGAAAAGGCGGGACAUCCACAUCACCAAAAUGAAGCCGACUUCAGAAGAGACGGCCGAUAAAUGUUCGAGUUACGACCAUGGACGCUGAGCUGGAGUUUGCCAUCCUGCCCAGCACCACGGGCAAACAGCUCUUUGACCAGAUCGUGAAGACCAUCGGCCUGAGGGAGACCUGGUUCUUUGGCCUCCAGUACCAAGACAGUAAAGGCUUCUCCACGUGGCUCAAGCUGAACAAAAGGGUGACUGCGCAAGAUGUGAAAAGGGACAACCCUUUGUUGAUCAAGUUCAGGGCCAAGUUUUACCCUGAGGAUGUGGCAGAAGAACUGAUCCAGGAGACGACGCAGCGCCUCUUCUUCCUGCAGGUGAAAGAGAGCAUCCUAAACGACGACAUUUACUGUCCACCGGAGACCGCGGUUCUCCUGGCCUCGUACACAGUGCAGGUCAAACACGGAGACUACAGGAAGGACUAUCACGUACCCGGGUACCUGACCAAAGAGAAGCUGCUGCCGCAGAGGGUUUUGGAGCAGCACCAUCUGAAUAAGAAUCAGUGGGAGGAAAGAAUUCAAGUGUGGCACCAAGAACACAAGGGACUGCUGAGAGAAGAUGCCAUGGUGGAGUAUCUGAAGAUCGCCCAGGAUCUGGAGAUGUACGGGGUCAACUAUUUCAGCAUCAAGAACAAAAAAGGAUCCGAGCUGUGGCUGGGGGUGGACGCUCUGGGCCUCAAUAUCUACGAGAAGAAAGACAAGAUGACCCCGAAGAUCGGCUUCCCCUGGAGCGAGAUCAGAAAUGUUUCCUUCAAUGACAAGAAGUUUGUCAUCAAGCCGAUCGACAAGAAGGCUCCGGAUUUCGUUUUCUACGUCCCUCGACUUCGCAUUAACAAGCGUAUCCUGGCGUUGUGUAUGGGGAACCACGACCUGUACAUGCGCAGACGUAAACCCGACACCAUCGAGGUGCAGCAGAUGAAGGCCCAGGCCAAACAGGAGAAGAACAAGAGGCAGAUGGAGAGGGCUCUGCUCGAGAGUGAGAAAAAAAAGCGAGAAAAUGCUGAAAAGGAAACAGAGAAGAUUGCCCGUGAGACCAUGGAGCUGAUGGAGAGAUUGAGACAGAUUGAAGAACAGACAAAAAGAGCUCAAGAUGAGCUGGAGGAGCAGACUCGAAGGGCUCUCGAGUUAGAGAAGGAAAGGAAAAUUGCUCAGGAGGAGGCUGAGCGCCUGGAGAUGGACCGUGAAGUGGCGGUGGAAGCUAAGGCAGCCCUGCUGCACCAGUCUGAGACCCAGAUCAAGAACCAGGAAAACCUGGCCACUGAGCUGGCAGAGCUUACCUCCAAAAUCUCCCAGCUGGAAGACGCCAAGAAGAAAAAGGAUGAGGAAGCAAAGAGAUGGCAGCAAAGGUUUGGAGAAGACUCUGAGAUCCAAAGUGAAAAUCAUGUUGGUCGACAGGCUUUGAUGGCUGAGGCCCAUUUGGAGCGAACCAAAGAUGAGCUGAAGACUAAACUCAUGGGUGUCCACAUUCAGGACACGGUCAACCCCCAGAUGCACGACCACGACGAGACGGACGAGAGCAGCGCAGAAGCCAGCGCCGAGCUGACGUCGCCCGGCACGGUCCGAGAUCGCAGCGAGGAGGAGAGAGUGACGGAGGCUCAGAAGAACCAGAGGUUACAGAAGAAUCUAAAGUUCCUGAGCAGCGAGCUGGCUGAGGCUGUGGACGAGAGCAAGAAGACCCCCAAUGACCUGAUCCACGCUGAGAAUGUGAAGGCGGGCCGCGACAAAUACAAGACCCUUCGUCAGAUUCGCCAGGGCAACACCAAACAGCGCAUCGAUGAGUUUGAGUCCAUGUGAGCUCCUGUUCUCGGUACUCUGUUAGACCGGAUGCUGAGUAGUCGUAGAGGUGUAGUACUGUAGUAGAGCACUGAAUAUGUCAAGAUGAUUGUUAUGUAGACCUACGUCGUUGACCUACUUAAAUAAACUACCGUGAGGACAAUGAGACGUUGAAGUGCAGUCGGAAAACACACUACACUGACUGGUGAAAAGCCAUUUCUGAGGAUCUGAGGAUCUGGUUACUGCGGUAAUGAGUGUUUGAACGAAAUACUGGGCCUGAUGGGGCGUUCACACCAAACACAAUAGAGGCGGGAAAAGAAAGCUCGUCAUGUCUGACGCCAUAGAAGCAGGAGAAUUUAAUUUGUCUGCUCACUUCUUGACCCGCUCUCUUUUCACGGCAUGUCAGCCGUGACACGAUCUUGCCUGAAAAGUUACAUUUUUCCAACUUCAAACAACUUCUGACGCUAGCGUCAGAAGCUAGCA